AUGUUGACUUGGCGGAAAGUGCGACAGCUGGAAUGCCUCGUCAAGCUCCUUAAACUUGGCAUCCAUGAGAACUUGGUUGAACUGAAUCUCUUCCAAAGUCAGGGCAAGAUCUGAACCAAGGUUGACAUUUGAGAAAGCCAAGAGAACAGCUGAUAUUGCACAAUGAGACCGGUUCCAUAGAGUCCGUACUCAGGAAUUGGCAAUGAGGACGACGCGAUGAGAGAGUGUGUUCAAUGGAGGGCUGGAAAGCAAUCACGAGUUUGUUGUGUCUUUACGGAUUCCUGAAGGAAUUGCGACCUUCGGAACCAUUCCUCACCGAGUAUCUGAUUAAUCCCAAAUGGAGCAAUAUCACACUCGAGCAGGCUUACUAUGACGUCUAUCCCGUGUGGACGUAUUCCUAUUUGGCCGUGUUGAUCCUAGUGUUCCUGCUCACCGACCUAUUGCGUUACAAACCCGUGAUUGUGGUUGAGGGUUUUGCCUACAUUGGAACAUGGAUUUUACUUCUCUAUGGGAAGGGAGUGCCCACCAUGCAGCUCAUGCAAUUUGUGUAUGGUGUUGCAACCUCGACAGAGGUGGCUUACUAUUCUUACAUUUACACCAAAGUGAACCAACAGCAUUUCCAGGCAGUGACAUCCUGGACCCGAGUGGCGUUGCUCCUGGGACGGUUCCUGUCCGGUUGUUUGGCUCAAAUCUUGACAUCAUCGGGUCUGUGCGACUAUAGAGGCUUGAACUUUGUGUCUUUGGCCAGUGUCUCUUUGGCUACCGUGGUGUCGUUCUUUCUGCCAAAAGUCACCAAGACCAUCUACUUCCAUCAUGACGAUUUUUCGCCAGUGAAUUCUCCGGAGAACGAAGCUCUAGAAGAUCACUCAAUAGGUUCGGGCCCCUGGGCCCGUGCUUUGGCCAACGUUCGAAGAGACUUUUGCCAAUCCUUUGGCAAUCUUUAUAUCCUGAAAUGGAGUGUGUGGUGGGCCCUUGGGAUGUGCGGGAACUUCCAAGUGGGCAACUACAUCCAACCCCUAUGGGAGACCAUCCAACCCGUCCAAGGGACGGACCAUAUAUACAAUGGGGCUGUGGAGGCCCUUACCACUCUGGCAGGGGCGUUUUUGGCGUUUGCCCUCGGAUUCGUGCGGCUCAAUUGGGUGUUGGUGGGCGAGCCAGUCUUGUUCCUGCUCUCGGUGUUGGAUGGCCUUUUAUUGCUGGCCAUCGCCGUGACCGAUGAUAUUUGGGUGGCUUAUAUCGGAUACUUUUUAUUUCGGGCUGGUUAUCAGAUGCUCAUCACCGUUGCCAGUUACGAAAUUGCUCGACAUAUUGGAGACGAUUGUUACGGUUUGGUGUUUGGAUUCAAUACCUUUUUGGCCCUGUUGUUUCAAACCGUUUUGACGAUGGUGGUGGCAGACGAUAUUGGAUUGGCCCUACCACCCAGAACUCAGUUCUUGGUCUAUGGCUGUUUUUGGAUCGUGAUUGGAGCCAUCUUUUUGAUCAUGUUUCUCCGAGCCAUGGUGACCCAAAGUCUGUUCCAAGAAAUCCAAGCUCAAGGCGUGUGGAUCCAUCCAGAGGCCUCGUCCAGUUCUUUGGAACCCAAUCGACGGGAAGUUCCCUUGGGUUCCACCGACCCUCAGUAAUCGACAACGCUUAGUUAGCAUUUAACCAAUUUGAACCCUAUGAACGUAGUACACCUAAUAGCUUCACUUUUCAAUAGCAAAAGAUGAUAUACUGUCUCGUGAGCGACGCUAGAUUUUUUCUUAUAUUAUACGUGUGUCAAUUACAAUAAAUUCCGAGAACGAGCUA
This is a messenger RNA of Tigriopus californicus, 1788 nucleotides long. RefSeq names its product thiamine transporter 1-like. NCBI's taxonomy places the organism in Eukaryota, Metazoa, Arthropoda, Copepoda, Harpacticoida, Harpacticidae. Bases 234 to 1622 code for a protein of 462 amino acids. The record is from RefSeq and is a predicted model, not a curated record. Gene Ontology annotation, molecular function: vitamin transmembrane transporter activity. Gene Ontology annotation, biological process: transmembrane transport; vitamin transport. Gene Ontology annotation, cellular component: plasma membrane. The transcript has 8 exons.